GGAAAAAGUAUAUUCAUAAAAAAGAGAACACAGAUGAAAGAUUGUAGACUUGGUAGGGUUAUUUCCGACCAUUUCCUCAAUCCCCUUCGCUCACAGCCAAACCACCGCCGCCAAAUCCGCCACCACUUCAAUCCUCGAACACUUGAAAGAGGGUCGCUUCCGAAGAGCUGUCUUAUCCUGUUUGAUUUCCCAUUUCCCUUUCUACAUCCUCUCUACUCUCCAUUCUCCCAAAUUUGCUCUUCCACUCGGCCCCACUCAAGAGUCGCCAUUGUCUACUUCACCUAAGUUCCGUUCUUCAUAGCACAACCGUACUUAUAUGCACCUCCAGCUAAACAAACUUCUUGGUGCGCACAAGGCUUUGCUUUCUCAUUACUCUUCUCUGAUACGCCAGUGUUUAGUUGUUGGAUCUGUUCACAAUGCCAAAACAAUCCACGCUCAAUUGCUAAAGCUUGGCCUUGACAGCAAUACUUUUCUGGGCAAUCAUUGUCUUCAGCUAUAUACGCUAUUUGGUCCUGUCCAUGACGUAUUGAAAGCAUUUGAUGGGAUUAAAGAUAAGAAUAUUAUAUCCUGGAACAUAUGCUUAAAGGGUAUGUUUAGAUUUGGCGACGUCGAUGCUCCCCGUCACCUGUUCGAUGUAAUGCCUGAGAGAGACAUUGUUUCUUGGAACACUAUGAUUUCUGGCUACGUUUCAUCUGGAUUUGCUAAGAGUGCAAUGGGCAUUUCUCUGGAAAUGCAAAAUGCUGGUUUUAGACCAAGUGAGUAUACCUUCUCCAUUUUGCUUUCACUUGUGUCGUCUGCUUUUCAUGGUAAGCAAGUUCAUGGCAGUAUGAUACGAAGUGGUGUGGAUGUAUCAAGUAUGGUGCUUGGGAAUUCAUUGAUUGAUAUGUAUGGAAAAGUUGGCCUUGUUGAUUAUAUGUUUGUCAUAUUUUCUAGUAUGGAAAAGGUGGAUGUUAUCUCUUGGAAUUCUUUGAUUUUAGGCUGUCAUAGAUCAGGCUUUAGAGUAUUGGCACUCAAUCAGUUCUUUCUAAUGAGAACCACUGAGCACUCACCUGAUCAGUUCACUAUAUCAAUGGUGAUCAGUAUCUGCUGUUGCCUCCAAGAGUUGGAACUGGGUAAGCAAAUUUUUGCUUUCUGUAUCAAGAUGGGAUUUACUUCUAACAGCAUUGUACUUAGUGCUACAAUUGACUUGUUUUCCAAAUGCGACAGUUUGAAGGUUGCAGUGCAGCUUUUUGAAGAUACCAAUCAAUUGGAUCGAGUUCUUUGUAAUGUCAUGAUCUCAAGUUUUGCAUGGCAUGGUCAUUGGAGGGAUUCCAUGUGGCUUUUUGUGUAUACCUUAAGAGAGAACCUUGGGCCAAUUGACACUACACUGAGCAGUGUGCUGAGCUCCGUUUCAGUUUUCACACCUGUGGAGUUGGGCAGUCAAAUUCAUAAUUUGGUUCUUAAGUUAGGUUUUGAGUUUGAUGUCAUUGUGGCUAGUUCGCUGGUAGACAUGUAUGCUAAAGUUGGAUCAAUUGAUGAUGCCAUGAAAGUCUUUAUAGAUAUGCCCUUUAGAGAUUUGAUAUCUUGGAACACUAUGAUUAUGGGUCUGGUUGACAAUGGUAAAUACUUUGAGGCCCUACACACUUUUAAUAAAUUGGUCAUGGAAGGUGUACUGCCAGAUAGGAUAACACUAGCCGGAGUCUUAUUAGCUUGCAGUUAUGCUGGUUUUGUUGAGGAAGGGUUAGGCAUCUUCUCUACAAUGACAUAUGAACAUGGAGUUGUGCCAAGCAAUGAACAUUAUUCUUGUAUUGUGAACUUGCUGAGUCGGGCUGGUAAAUUUGAAGAAGCAGUUAAUAUUAUCAAAACAACACCGUACCAACCUACUUCUACAUUUUGGACGUCACUUCUUGGUGUUUGUGCAAUUCAUGGAGACCUAAAAAUCAUUGAAAAAGUUGCAGAGUGGGUGAUGAAGCUGGAACCACAAUCAUCCCUACCAUAUUCAGUGCUGGCUCAAGCAUAUGCGAUGAGAUGUCAAUGGGAAAGCAUGGUUCGUGUCAAGAAUACUUGGGAGAAUAUAGCUGCACAAAAGGUGAAGGCUUGCAGCUGGAUUGUGACAAAAGAUUGUGCGUAUGCUUUUGAGGAUGACCAAUUACAGCUUCUGUUGAGAAAAAAUUUCAUUUCAGUGUUGGAAUUAAUUAUCUGGGAGAUUGAAUAUGGGAUUGACUAUGAACAGUAUCUGGAAAUAAUACAUUAAAAUUGUUUUGUGAUAUUGAUUAUGUGAACCUCAAAUUUAUCGAAUUCUUAAUACCCAAGGGCCAACAUCUCAAUCUUUGGGGUUGUGGACUCUCUGACAAUCACACUGAACGGAUGCUCCCAGACUGUUCUUAGGAACUUGUGGAUGAGACAUGGUAAACGUAUUGUGCUUGGAAUCCUUCAUAGAGUGCCUCAUUGGAUUAAGUUUUUUCUGGAUUUGAAGAUACUGUUUCCUCUUUGGUGCAAAUCUGAUGCCCUGUUAAGAGAUUAGCAGCUUUGUUUUGAUGUUCAGCGACUAUUCUCUUUGCAUUUGUGUGGGUUUGCAAUGGUGGGAUACCAAUUGAAAGCAUUUGCAGUGACGUUUGCUGGAACUAACCUUUGUGCAAUGGAAGAUGAAGUUUGGAAGAAAACUGAUACAUGCAUAUUCAUGCUUCAAGAGACUGGAGAGACGUGAAGAUGAUUAUCCAAUUUUUGCUAUUGGCCACUGAAGAGCAAUUCAUGUUUAAGAGCUCAACGUGAAGAAGAUAGGGUCUUGAUCUACCCAGCAUAUUGAAUCAAUCUUAUAAUCCUCAUCAAGUCAAGCCAUUCACUAACUAAGCUGCCAAGACGUGCUUAGUGGAAUUGUAGCGAGUUCAUUGAGGUGCUGUAAAUGGGUUCAUAGCAUGCUGGAAGAAGGAUAAUCUGUGUUCUGUAAUUCCAACACUACAACAAACUUGGUGAUACUUUGUGUUUCUACUUGAAGGGUGAGGGGAUUUAGUUUUAGUUGCCUUUGUUGGUACAUAGCACAACCCACUGAUUAUUUAUUCUUUGACAUAAAUAUUCAUAAAUUAUAUGAUAUGAUUCUAAUUGAAAAUAGGGCAAGAACUGACCAUACAAUUGACAAAUAUUCUGAUGAUCAAUAGGUCACUUUGGUGCUAAUAACUUUGUAGAAAUGAUACUGUAGUGUGUGAAAGAUCGUAUUGUAUAAAAAAAAUCUUAUUGAUGCAUAUAUCAUUAUAUCCUAUUUCUAUUCCAUGCAUUCUCGGUAAGAUAAUCUGGUUUUUCUUUUAAAUGCUCUGAUUCUUUCUAGGGUCUUUGUAAGCUCUUGUUCCUCUCAUAGGUUUGAUUACUAAUAGUAGAAAAGACUAAUCGGUUUUUGUGUUACUGGGGAGAUAAACUAAAACACAAAUCGAUGGAUGACGUGCACUAAGCAGACUGUUCUCUUCAUCAAAAGCUUUUUGUUCUGAAGUAGCUCUCAGGAUAGCUCAUCUGCACAAUGCAACGGACCAGUUUGUCUGCUAGGCUAGUAGUAGCAUGUCUAUAGAGCAAGCACUGGAUCCCGGGUCAUCUUCUUGGUGUGAAAGAAAUAGGAAUGUGAAUAAGUAGGAAUAGCAUAUUCAUUACGUGGAUUGCUGCAUUCUGGAUCCUUGAAGUUGAAGCUGAGAUAGAAUGAGAUGAUCGAAUGCCUUCAGGCUGGCAAUUUGAUGAAGAAAAAUGGGCCAUUUUCUUCAGUUCAUUAAUCAUGUUUGUAUCUAUCAUGGAAGUUGAAAGUGUGGUGGCAGCAACAACUAAAGAAUAAAGUCUCCUGCAUGGCUGCAUCACAAGUCAUUUUUCAAAUAUUAGUUGGAUGUAUAUAGAAACAUGUCAUGGAUUGAGAGACUAAAUCCUGGAAUGGACUACAAGAGCAGAUUGGCAGCAGGCAGGACGGAUGCUUUCUAUGUUAGGAAUCCCGCCGGAAUCUGGUGGAUUUGAAUACAAUGAAAGCAUUUUGCAAGAGAGUAAACAUACGACAAAGCUCAAAGUCAUUGAGAAGAAGACUGAAGAACAGCAACAAUGACUUCUUCUUCGCUGACUCGGUGAAGGGGUUCUUGCUUAAAACUAAGUUGAUCAUAUGACUAUGGCAUAACCUUUGAAUUUUACAAAAUAAAAAAUACUCUGUUUUUUAAAAAUAAUGGGCAGGAGUUGCUCAGACUCGAGUAGUGUUUCUCAAACGAUCCCAAGGAUGGAUUAUGUCUGAAAAGAGCAAUAACAAAUCAACCUGGAGAUCGUAAUUCCAGGAAUGUCCAACGUUUAAAGGUAAACUGGAUUGUUUAUUUCGCCAGAAAGGACAGUAGCAUACAAAAUUGAAUUAUUGAGUCACUUCUCCAAUUUCUAGUUUUCUAUAACGAGUAAUGGGUUUACGUGUAAAAUUGAAACAUAUCGGAUUAGAAUGUUUACCUAAAUAACAAACGAACACACAUCAUUAAAGUGAAUGGGUCCAGUCAGAUCUCUGAGGUUUAAUAAUUUACACGCCGUCCCUAAUUAUACGACCAUAAAAAAUUAAGAAACUAACUUGGCCAAAUUCAGCAGAGGCUACAAUACUUGAGACAUACACAUUAUUAUUCUAGUCAACAAAUUGGAAAAACGUCAAAGUUUAUUGAAUUUAUUAUUGCCUUUAGACCUUAGAUACCUAAAAGCCAUAACCUACUCAAUAAUUACCUCACAGAUAUUAGCCAAAAGGAUAAGAGGAAAAAAAAAAAGAAAAGAAAAGAAAAGAAAAGAAAAAAACCAUUAUGACAUAUCAAUCAUUGAACCUGAGAGGGGAAUAAGAGAAUGAACCGAGACCAAAAAGAGUGAAGAAUUCAAUAAUUCAUGAAGAUGCAGAGUGAGUUGCAGACAAUAUCAUUUUUUUUAGUGGGUUAAAAAGGGUAGAUAUUUGGCAAAAGAUGAAGACAAAUGUUUUAAACGAUAUGAUUGAAGGUACCCCUGAUUUUAAAAUAAAUAAA
This is a messenger RNA of Cucumis melo (muskmelon), 4976 nucleotides long. Its product is annotated as pentatricopeptide repeat-containing protein At1g43980, mitochondrial. The coding region runs from base 317 to 2233 and encodes 638 amino acids. The transcript is spliced from 6 exons. Gene Ontology annotation, molecular function: protein binding; RNA binding. Lineage: Eukaryota; Viridiplantae; Streptophyta; Magnoliopsida; Cucurbitales; Cucurbitaceae. Gene Ontology annotation, biological process: RNA modification. The record is from RefSeq and is a predicted model, not a curated record.